AUGACUCAGGAGUGGCCGCAUCGACGACCUGCGUUGCAACCGGUUCGGCUGGCUCUGCAGCAACCUCGUUUCGCGGCGAGGCGAUCCACUCCUCAACACCGUCAAACUCAGCAGCGCCAUUCAUCGGGCGCGGAGAAGGACACCAAUCGUCGUGUUCCUGCCACAACUGUACCCGCUACAAUACCAUCCGCUAUAGUCACACCCGCUGCAGUCACACCUUCUACAGUCACACCCAGUGUUCCAACCACAUCUGUACCAACUACAACUCCACCGACUACAGUCACACCCACUGCAAGUGCCAAGCAUCCGUCCAUCUCCACGCAUGUGCUCGACGUGACUCGAGGCAGACCCGCUGCCGGCAUCAAAGUGCUGCUGGAGAAACAGAUACAAGCCCGAAAGGGGAGCAAAGAGGUCGAGAGUGAAACUGGUGGGAGUGGUGAGAGUGGUGGUGUGCGGUUGGGAUGGGAGCGAGUGGGAGAAGGGGUGACGAAUGCGGAUGGCAGGGCUGCUGGGUUGCUUGCAGGUGGAGGGGUGGGGGCUGGGAUUUAUCGACUGAGCUUUGCAACUGGGGAGUAUCUUGGGCUAAUGCAUGGCACAAGAGUGGCUGGAAACGCACAAGUUAGCAAUGGCAAUGGUGGUGGGUUCUUCCCGAGUGUGUCUAUAGUGUUCCAAGUGCUGCCAGAGCAAGAGAGGGAGCAUUUUCACGUGCCGCUGCUGCUCUCCCCCUUCUCCUACUCCACCUACCGAGGCAGCUGA
This is a messenger RNA of Closterium sp. NIES-65, 756 nucleotides long. The record is from the annotation of a GenBank genome assembly. Lineage: Eukaryota; Viridiplantae; Streptophyta; Zygnematophyceae; Desmidiales; Closteriaceae.